AUGACGGCGGCGGGCCAGAGGCAGGACCCGCUGCUGAACGAUCAGCUCGACGAGCGCGCGAGGCAGGUCAGCCAACGGCUGUGGCACUUGCUGAUCACAUACUGCGAAGGUAAAGCGAUGGGAGUGGUCAAACUCUCGCGCAAGAGCGGUCUCGAGGCGUGGCGCCAGCUCAAGAAUGAGUACGAGAGUCGUUCAGGGAAUCGCUGGACGGCGAUGCUGCGGUUCAUCCUGAACCCGCAGGACAAAUGGGCCAAGGAUCGCGAGGCGGGCGCCGACUUCUUUCAGUCGCUCACCGCCUGGGAGGCGAUUGUGGCCGAGUAUGUUGAUCAGAGCGGCGAAGCCGUCUCUGACAAUGUCAGGGUGAGCGUGCUGCUGGAGCACGCGCCAGAUCCAUAUCGAGAGGUACUCCGACAGGCCCCAGAGGAGGUGAAGCUCACGUUCGCCGCAGCCCGCAGUCAUAUCAGGGGCUACAACAACCAGGGCAGGACCUUCGCUCUCGUCCCAGACGUGGGUGGGGUUGUCCCGAUGCAGGUGGACGCAGUCCGUGCCCAGAUGCCCAAUGGCAAGGCCAACGGCAAGGGCAAGACGUACAAGUCCGACAAGUCAGGCGGGAAGUCUGGCAGAUACCAGAAGGGCAAGGAUUCAAAGACCAAGUCUAAGGCUCGUGACGGCGGCAAGCACGCCAAGAACCAGACGGAGUACUUCGACGGCGAGCGCGGCUACUGCGGUAAGUGGGGCCACAAGCGGGCGGACUGCAGGAAGAAGAAAGCCGAUGAUUCGAAGAAGGAGCCAGGUCACACACGAGCUGUUCAAGGCGACGCAUCUUCGUCUUCAGUCCAGCAGCCAGCGGAUGGCACUGUGAAGGCGGCGUUGGGCUACUUUGAUGGCAAGCUCGAUGGCUGGGUGUUCGCGGUCACGGCGCAGCCGACUGGCCAGGUGGCGAAAGUCGGCGGUUCCAUCCUGAUCGACAGCGGUAGCGAUGACCAUCUCUGCAGGCACAGAUUUGUCCCAGAGGCUCCCAUCAGCGCUGCGGUGGGCGCGCCGAGGCUCUUCGACGUGCAGCAGCGCCCGCUACCGACGGCAGGCCUGAAGGGAGUUCAGAUGGCCAUUAAGGAGGGCAUCACGGCGACAGCGGAUUUCCUCGUCGCCGACGUGAACGAUGAUCUGCUGAGCAUGGGGCAGCUGCUCAGGCAGGGCUUCAGGUUCAACCUCAGCCUGGAGGACGGGCUCCACAUGACGAAGGGCCAUCGCAGCGUGCAGCUCACGCUGGAAAGGAGCAGCCCCAGGCUGAGGCUCACCACUGCCGCGGCGCGGCAGCGCGGCAGGCGGUCGGAGGCCGAGAGGGCGCGCAAGCAGGCAGUCAAGAAGCAGCUCGGGAUCCAGCACGACCCAGUCGAUGCUAGGGAGCUGCCCGUGCCGAAGGCUCCGGGCGCGGAAGAGAAGAGGCAGCGUCGCCUCACCCAUCUGCCGACCGCUGCCCGGUGUGAGGAGUGCGUCCGCGGCAAGGCGCCCGAUGCUCCACGCGCGCAGAUCCCGCUCGAGGACUCCGGGCGGAAGGCGCCGCUCAUCAGCUUCGACUUUGGGUUCUGCAAGACAGCUGAUGAGGACGGCGAGCUGACGAAGGUCGAGGACACCUAUGCGACGAUGCUCGCGGCGUUCAGCUGGGACGCUGGAGUGGUGGAGGUCAUCCCAUGCCCAUCGACGUCGGCACCGUUGUGCGCGAUUGCAGGCGCCAAGCAGUUCGCGCAGCGGCUCGAGACGGGGAAGUGUAGACUCAGGACGCACUCUGAGCCUGCGACGAAAGCGAUCCUGGAUGGGGUCGUCGCAGAGCUGACGGGCAAGGUCAUUUCAGAGCUGGCCCCCAAGCACAGCAGCCAGUCCAACCCAGCGGAGGCGGCUGCGAAGAUCGCAGAGGGCCAGACGCGGGUCCUCAGGUUGGAUCUCGAGAAGCGCUACGGCACCAGGAUCACGAGCAAGCGAGCGCGGGUUGCGGCGGUCCACGAGCUGGGGGUCGGCAACAUAGACGACCCGCCCGACGCGUUCUGGGAGGAGAUCUCGGACGAGGCUGAGGACCAGACCGAGGACAUGCUCGACGUGGACGCUCAGGAUGAGCUGGACAAGAAGCUUACGCUUGAGCACCUGCAGAGCCUCCUGGACCACGGCGUUGGCGAGGGCGCCCCCAAGUCGGAGGCAAGGGGAAUGAAGCACAUCACCACCCGCUGGGAGAAGCAGUGGACGUGGAAGCCUGCGCGACAGGAGUGGCAGCGCAAAGUGAGAUUCGUCUGCCGCGAGUUCCGCUGGCAGGAGUGGCGCGACGACCUGUUCACGCCAGGAUCGGCUCCGAUCUCCAAUAGGCUCAUUGACUUCGUGGCUCUCAAGCGCGGCUUCGAGGUGAUGACGCUAGAUGCGACGGGCGCCUUCUACCGGGCGCCCGAGCACGAGGAUGUGGUGGUGGAUCCACCGCAGGAGUACCUCGACAGGCUGCAGGCGGAGGGCAAGAGCACGGACAUCUACUGGAAGUUGAAGAGACAGCUGCUUGGCAGGCGCACGGCGGCGCCUGGCUGGGUGGAGCACAUGGCAGGCAUUCUCAUGGACGAGACGCGCCUGGCGCGGUGCGAGAUGGCCCCGCAGUUCUUCUACAACUCAGAGACUGAGGUGGUGGUCGAGCUCCACAUGGACGACUUACACGUGGCAGGGCCAGGGGAUGCGCUGGAGGGCUUCCGUGACGAGGUGGGCCAGCACGUGACCCUCAGCUGCGGCGAGAUCCACGAGUACGGCACCACCUACGAACACCUGAAGAGGUUGAGGACGCGGUUCGAGCACGGGACGGAGCUCAAGGCGAACCCGAAGUACCUGGACUACGUGGUCGAGACCCUCAACCUCGGGAGCGCGAACGCAGCGCCCACGCCAGGGGUGCCAGCCCACAAGGCGCUCAUGGGGGGCACCUCGGAUCUCCUCUACUUCAAGUCGCUCCUGGAGUUCAUGGGCUUCACGGUGGCGACUACUCUUCUGACGGACUCGUCGGCGGCCCGAGGGAUUGCCAAGCGGGAAGGAGUUGGCAAGGUCAGGGGCCUGGAGGCGCGUGUGCUCUGGCUCCAGCAGGCUAUCAAGAGGAAGCUGAUGGACCUUGGGACCGUCGGCACUGACGACAACAAGGCCGACCUGGGUACGAAGAUCCUCGGGUACGAGCGCUUCGUCAAGUUCAGGACGAUGAACGGCAUCUACACGGACAUGGGCCAGGUCGCGGAGAGCGACAACCAGUCGGAUCAGGUGGAAUUCGACGUGGGGGCGGUGGCUGGGGUUCGGCGCGCCUCAGGCGUGGCCGCUUCGCCGAGUGUGACCCGCUCAGCGGCCCUGGCAAUGAUCACGGCGGCAGUAGCGCUCCUUCAAGGGUGCGAAGGACCCGCCAUCGAGUAUGACGGCUACUGCGACACGGAGAUUUGCUCCAAGGACGGCGUGGUCGCGAGCGACUGGGCGAGUUACUUGCUGGCGCUGGUCGUCUGGGCGCUGGUCGUGGCCACCGUCUUCGGCUACGCGGGGUUCCGCUACGCCGGCUGGGGGGGGGGGGGCAGGGCUAAGGCCAAGGGCGAGGACCUUCAGAGGAGUCAGUUUAACAUGACAGGACAGGAGCUCUGUUCGUAG
Molecule: messenger RNA, 3642 nt
Organism: Prorocentrum cordatum
Lineage: Eukaryota; Dinophyceae; Prorocentrales; Prorocentraceae
Source: the annotation of a GenBank genome assembly